This is a messenger RNA of Sebastes umbrosus (honeycomb rockfish), 1423 nucleotides long. Its product is annotated as stonustoxin subunit beta-like. The transcript has 5 exons. Bases 146 to 859 code for a protein of 237 amino acids. Lineage: Eukaryota; Metazoa; Chordata; Actinopteri; Perciformes; Sebastidae. Gene Ontology annotation, molecular function: protein binding. The record is from RefSeq and is a predicted model, not a curated record.
UGUCCUGCAUUAUAGGUAUAUAAAGAGUGGUAUUAAGCUGUCACCCAGCAAAGCCAACAGAGAGACUCAUCAUACUGAAGAGAGACCGCUGACAUCAGGGCCGAGACAGGCUCACUGCAGCAGCUUAUAAACAGCCGGUACUAAGAUGCCCGCCACCAACAGAAUCAUUUCAGAUACCCGGAUGGCGGACAAAGCAAAAAAAGCCGUUGGCAACGCACUCACAGAGAAGAUCCCAGACUACGAGCCAAAUAUCCCUGAACCAAAAUGCAGAGCUGAUCUCAUCAAACACUGGUUCAACCUUUCCAUGGAUGACAAGACAGCCAAUAAGAUGCUUUGGAUCGGAGAGGGUGGUGCUAAGGUGGCCCGUAUGACCGACGAUGUCACUUGUCCCGUCUUUGAUAGCCCGAAGCGAUAUGAGUAUUCUCCACAGGUUCUUUGCAAAGAAGGCAUCCUGGGCUUCCGUGGCUACUGGGAGGUGGAGUACUCGGGGUGGGUCGUGGUCGGGGUCGCGUACGAAGGAGCGGGGAGAAGGAACACCGACGGAUUCUGCGGCCUGGGAGAGAACGAGGAGUCCUGGUGUCUUGGCUGGAGCGGUACCAGCUAUAAUGCCUGGCACAAAGGCCACAAUGUAGAUAUCAUAGACAUUCCUAAGUACUCCACAAUUGGUGUGUACCUUGACCAGCCUGCUGGUAUCCUAAAUUUCUAUGGUGUGGAGGAGGUGAAGGAGGGAGAGGAGAGCACGGGAGUAAAGGAGGUUUAUCCUUUGCAGCAGAUUAGGUGCCCCUUUGUGGAGAAAAUGAGACCAGGUUUCUGGUUGGGGCCGCAGUCAUACUGUUUGAUCAUGAAGAAGGAGGAAUAAAGGACUGAAUCAUUACAAUAUCAUAUCUAAAAGUUAGCGAUUAUGAGCAGAACUCUGGUUGAAAGAGGAGUGAACCGUUUCUGUGGGGGAGAAUAACUCCCUUUGCCGUGGACUUUGGGCUUUGUAACUUUGCAGAUCUUUUACAUGCACGAAAAAAACUAUAUAACAAACUAAAGGAAAGGGAAAAAGCACAAAAGUAUAAUAGGUCCUCUUUAACAUUUCUCUUCCAUUAACUUACAUAAAUCCAACGUACAUUACAUCAUAAUUACGAUAUUAGCGCACAUGAGAUAUAUUCCUUAUAUACAGUAUAGCUGAGGCAGAUAUACAGUAUAUACAUUUCUGCAUUUCAAUAAAGGCAAUCAGGUAUGGGUUCAGCUGGCAAUCACCUUUUGACCUUCCGCUCCUGUAUGGACUUUCCUGAAACCACUGGACCACUCAAGGUUUAUACUGAUAUAUUUAUAUGUAUUUUUAUUCCUCCAUUGUUUGCUAAUGUACAGGGCUACCUUGUUUGGUAUGUAUGCAGAAUGUAAAGUUUAAAUAAAUGAUAAAACACUGACUGAGAAA